This is a messenger RNA of Electrophorus electricus (electric eel), 6317 nucleotides long. The record is from RefSeq and is a predicted model, not a curated record. Lineage: Eukaryota; Metazoa; Chordata; Actinopteri; Gymnotiformes; Gymnotidae.
UCCUCGGUGUCCGUGUCACACGCUUUUGGGGAUGAAGACUGUGAAACCAACACGUAUUUUGUACUGUGCAAGGCGAUGUUCGGGCGGAUGUCUCUUCGAUACCUUGUUUUCCAUUUUUGCUUUUGUUCUAGACAUUUUUGCUUAGGUAAAACACAGGCUCGGAUGGGUGGGAAGCGUCCGUUUGCAUUUUGUAGUUCAUCACAUUGUGUGCUAGCUACUGUUUCUGGGCUUUUUUAAAAUUUAUUUAUUAAUUUAUUUUCCUAGAAAUGUACACAGAUGACUCUGAAUGAGACGCGGUUUGCGUGGGAGUGGUGAAAGACACUUAAUUAAUACGAAAACAAAUGUUAUUUUUAAAAUGAAGAUACGAAAAAUAUUUUGCCACGUUUGAUCCAUCUCUGUUUUUUAUGUCUCGCCUUGUCUGACUUAAGACAAGAGAACAACGGCGAUCCAACACUAGGAAGCCGUGCUGAUGCAGACAGCCUGUGGACAUAAUGGAAACGCACGAUGGGACAUCUAUCGCUUGUCAGCAACAAAAAAUGAGUCUUGUUUCAGCCUAGAUGAUCCAACCAUGAGCGACAUAUAGAAUUUUAACACUGGACUCCCUCUUUAUUUAGCAUUAGGUAGGGACAACCUGCAUGCAACUGAACAUGCGGGUUAUUUGAGAAUAUCCCUGCUUGCUGCUUCUGGCAGGACAGCCGACCCCAGCCCAGCCUAACUGAACAAGGGCACCGGUUGCCUUAAGAGCUGAAAUGCAGAUACGCAAAUGACCGCUGUUUUUUCCCCUUUGCGCUUUUCAGCUCUGUAUAUAUAAAUAGAAGGAAUAAAUAAAAAUAUUUGCUGAAGUUGCUGUCGUUGCUGAAGUUGAGACUUCAGGGACAAUGUCUUCUCGUCCAGCACAGCAGCCCGGCAGCGACAGGAAUUCAGACCACCAUGCACCACUCUCAGCCAGCCGCUCAGAGAAGGGCUCGGCCUGGUCCAGCCGCUCCCUGGGGGCUCGCUGCCGCAGCUCCAUCGCCUCGUGCUCGGACGAGCAUCCCCACAUCGGCAACUACCGGCUGCUCAAAACCAUUGGCAAGGGCAACUUCGCCAAGGUGAAGCUGGCACGUCACAUCCUGACGGGCAGAGAGGUUGCAAUAAAGAUUAUCGACAAAACCCAACUCAACCCAACCAGCCUGCAAAAGCUCUUUCGAGAGGUGCGGCUCAUGAAAGGUCUCAACCACCCAAACAUAGUUCAGCUCUUUGAAGUGAUUGAAACGGAGAAGACGUUGUACCUUAUUAUGGAGUACGCCAGUGGUGGUGAGGUGUUCGACUACCUCGUGGCGCAUGGGAGAAUGAAAGAGAAGGAGGCACGAGCUAAAUUUCGGCAGAUUGUGUCUGCCGUUCACUACUGCCAUCAGAAGAGCAUAGUUCACAGGGACCUGAAGGCAGAGAACCUGCUGCUCGACGCUGAUUCCAACAUCAAGAUCGCCGACUUCGGCUUCAGCAAUGAGUUCACGGUGGGCAGCAAGCUGGACACGUUCUGCGGCAGCCCACCCUACGCCGCACCCGAGCUCUUCCAGGGCAAGAAGUACGACGGGCCCGAGGUGGACGUCUGGAGCCUGGGGGUCAUCCUCUACACGCUGGUCAGCGGCUCGCUGCCCUUUGACGGGCAGAACCUCAAGGAGCUGAGGGAGCGAGUCCUGCGGGGGAAGUAUCGCGUGCCAUUCUACAUGUCCACUGACUGCGAGGGCAUCCUCCGCAGGUUCCUGGUGCUCAACCCCAGCAAACGCUGCAGCCUAGAGCAAAUCAUGAAGGAUAAGUGGAUGAACGUCGGAUACGAUGGCGACGAGCUGAAACCACACGUAGAACCUGUGGAGAACUACAAUGACUCUGAGCGGAUAGAGGUCAUGGUAGGCAUGGGUUACACCCGCGAGGAGAUCAGAGAAGCUCUGACCUCUCAGAAGUACAAUGAGAUCACCUCCACCUACCUCUUGCUUGGCCGCAAAGGCGAGGAUGUCAGUGAGUCCCGGUCGAGCAGUAGUCUUUCCCUGGCGCGUGUACGGCCCAGUCCUAUAACCAACGGUACCAGUAAACAUUCCUCCACUUCCUCGUCCAGCUCCACCUCAGCCUCCACCCACAGCAAGGCCCAGCGCAGUGCUUCCACCUACCACCGCCAGAGGAGGCACAGUGACUUCUGCGGCCCUGCAGUGCCAACGGCCCACCCCAAGCGCAGCCCCACUGCGACAGCUGGGGCGGGGCCAGGGCCCGGAGAGGCGGAGCUGAAGGACGAGCGUUUGGCAGCACGCAAGUCCAGCUGCAGCACUGUGGGUAGCCGGAGCAUUCCACCCUCCAGCCCCAUGGUCAGCAUGGCCAGCAACCCCAACAAGGCCGAGAUCCCCGACCGCCGCAAGGACGUUCCCAUCACGGCGAACAACAUCCCAGCAAGUGCCAUGACCCGCAGAAACACAUAUGUGUGCACCGACCGCUCCAGCACGGAUAGACACUCCUUACUGCAGAACGGCAAGGAGAACAGCUCCCUCUCACACCGUUUACCGCCAGCGUCGCCCUCCACGCACAGCAUCACCGGCGCGGGCGUGGCCACCCCCUCCUCGGCCGAACGUUCCCGCUUGACCAGAGGCUCCACGGUCCGCAGCACCUUCCACGGCGGCCAGCUACGAGAGCGCCGCACGCCCACGCACGCUCCACCCGCCUCGCCCACCCUGUCGCACGACGCCAGCCCCCUACCCCACGCCCGCAGUCGGGCCACCUCCAACCUCUUCAGCAAACUCACCUCCAAGCUGACGCGCAGGGUCAAUCUUGACCCCACUAAGCGUCAGAGCUCAAACAAAUCCGUCUCGGGCUGCCCUCUGCCACAUGGAUCGAAAGCAGUUAACGAACCUGAGAGAGUCUGCAGAUCUCCGGUCACAAGUCGCCAUCUAUCUGGGCAUCAAAAAGCGCCAGAGCCCAGGACCCCCCGAUGUGGCUGGGAUGUGAGGGUCCGGAGCCGGCGGGACCCUGCCGACAUGGUGCUUGCCCUGCGUGAGGCAGCGCAAGGUUGUGGCUGCCAGGUGCACCAGGCCGGGCCCUUCCUCCUGUCCUGCACACACGGAGCUGCCGGCUCCCGUGUGGCGUUCGAGGCAGAGGUGUGCCACCUGCCCGCCGGCCCCAACGACACCAGCGGCGUCCGCUUCAAGCGCCUGUGGGGAGCGCCGCUAGCCUUCCGGGACAUCGCCACCAAAGUGUCCAAAGAGCUGGAACUCUAAGGGCUCCUUGGUGGGAGGAGUUGGGGAAGAAGCGGGAGGAUGCAACAUUGGGUAGUAGGCAGAGGAAGUGCCCGCCCCUUAAAGCCUAGGCUCCACCCCUGCCUUCUCUAAGCCUAUACAGACACUAAAACACACCUAAACACAAAAAGCCUUGUGCCUGCUACACACAAGCCCUGCUGAGAAAACUCCCUUUCCCACUGACUUUUAGUGGGUGUCUUAGCCAAGUUCUAUUCCAGUUUACCAGACAUUUGUUUUCUGUACAUUGUCCCAUCUUGAUGUUUUUUAACAGCUGCUAUUUAAUUCAUUUUGGAUUUAUGAUUUAUUUGCAACAAAAACUUUUUAAAAUUCUUUUAGUUUUUUCCAUUGUGAAUUCAUCAGUUAUGAAACAGAUGUCGUAAAGAGCUUCACUCUCUUCUUUUUUUUAUUAUUAACACUUUCCUGGGUGAAAAGCUGCCUAAACACAGGAGAAAGAUCUGUCAAACGGAAAUAAAGUCUGUCUAACCUGCCUGUGUGGGAAAGAGGCCACGGUUGCUUUUCUGAGCCACUAACCUUGUAGCGUCUGUCAGGUUUCUUUUUUUUUCUGCGUUUCAGCAGUUCUUCUCUGUAAUGCAUCCUUCGUUGUUGUACAGUAGCACUUUAGGGCUGAGUGGGCAUCACUUCUUUGAACUACAUCUGUCCCCGUCAAAUGGUACGGCACGCCUGUCCAGCCAAGUCAAUAUCAACAACACCCUGUUUUCCUUCUGUAAGUAUUAUGCUGGUGAGAAGCCUCUGCUACAUGGACACAGGACUGGUGCUUUCCACUGCUUUGAUACAGACCGUCAUCUUUAAACACAGCUACAUCUCUCAAGCAGAGCUCUCGGCACUGUGCAAAUUUGGUUAGUAUAUUUGUAUGAAACCCUGGAAUGUGCAAAUCUAGCUGUAGCCUUAGGCUAAUCUAGGAGUUGUAGAUGUAAUAUUUUUGAUAAUGUGACAAGAAUCGUUGGGGUGCUAAAACAUGUCUGCCAAAUUAUCCUGUGAUAUGUUCUCAGUACUGUUCAUUGUAAAUGACCUUGUUUAUACUCUUAGCUCAAAGGGCCCCUUUAAAUCACGGUCAUUAUUACUGUUUGCUGUGCUUGGUCAUUUUAGUAACGUUAGAAUGUUGCAGAGAUGGACUGACCACACUGUAUCCCUCCUAAAAUCCUUACGGAUGGCUAACCCUACCCAGUACCCAGGUGCCCUAUGAGCACCAUUCUCCAAUGAUUUGCAAAGGUACAAGGGCUACCUGUAGAGAUGUAUGCACCAUGCUUUGAACAGUUCGCAAACCUUCGAAUGAGUAAGUGUAGUAUCGUCUCUCACAACCACACCAGAUCAGAAUUCCUUGCGAGUGUUACAUAAACUGUAUCAGAUCCUGCGUCCCAGUUUUGAAGAUCUAAGAAGGCAACCGAUUCUGUUCUGACAGAAACAUCGCAAUUAAGUCUCCUGGAUUCACUGUUCAGCAGUUCAGUACUCCUGACAUUACAGGUGUAACUGUCAUUCUAAGAGGUCUAUGGAACGAUCAGUUCUGCAUUUUAAUGCUAGAGGCAGAAUCUCUGAGUUGGCCUGAGAUCAUAUUCAACAUCUAUGAGGAGACUCAGAGUAUGCCAGUAUGUAAUAUUCAUAGUCCUAAAAAGAACAUGUGGCCUAUGCAGUGUUUUUUUUUUUAAUGCUACCAUAUGUGCAACCCAUUAAAAAUGGAUUUUCUAAAUGAUUAACAACUUGGCUGCUGUUCUGGACUGUAGAAGGGGUGUCCAUAGUCAGAGCACUCAGGCAGCUGCUGAACGCCUGCAUGUCACACAUUUUUCAAAACAAAUUUAUUCAACUUAAAAAUACAUAUAUGAAAAUGUCGGUAAGCUUUGAGAAAAUCAAAAAAUAAUCUUGUUAUGGAAAAGAAUAAGUAACUACUAAUGACCAGUGAGCACCAGAACGUGUGUGUGUGUGUGUGUGUGUGUGUGUGUGUGUGUGUGUGUGUGUGUGUGUGUGUGUGUGUGUGUGUGUGUGUGAGAGAGAGAAGGAGAAAGAAAAGAGUUUACUGUGGUGUUCUCAAUCAGAUGGUAAAAGGCACGUUGUGCGUUUUUGAAAACACUGUCGUUUUUGGUCCAUCAUUGGUUUAUAAUGUUAAGUAGUCUUAAGUGGUUGAAAUCAAAGUUGUUACAACAAGUAAUAUUUAAUCAUUCUACUUUGUAAGACAAAUAAUAGCCUCUCUUGGUCACAUGGCAGGCCACUUAGCGUAUCAUGACUUUGCAAUAUAAAGUAGCCUUAGUCACCCAAAACCUUUUUGUUGUUGUUUCUGUUCUGUUUAUGUGCUUACUUUUUCCUGUGUCUCCACCCUUCAACUACAUGCAACAUUUCACUAUUUAUUUUUGUUCAAUAUUUAUGCAAUUUGUAAUGGAAAAAUAAGACUUCCUGGUUAAGAUGUCUUGACUAGCACGAUGUCAUAGGUUUGCGUUAGCAAUCAUGCCCUCUUGAGGUAAAUAACCACAUACUCUCUCUGCUCCUGCAAAGCCGACUCAUUGCUUAAAUAUGUACAAUUGUGUAGAAAAAGUAAAUUAUGAUUGAAUUUAGUUUUGUUAUUUUGAAAGUUUUAGAUUGUUUUUGCCUUUAAAUGUAUAGAAAGGGGAAUGUCUGAAGUGACAGAUGAAUAAACUCACUGAGUUUAGAACUUGCCUUAUCGGUUGCGUUUUGUGUUGAUUGCAGUUUUCUAACAUUUCAUUGUCAUCAGUAUCAUAAGUAAGCGGGUUACAGUAUAGCACGCAUGCAUUCAGAUGAGUUACAAACGAGGACAUGGCCUUGAUUGUUACAUGGGGCUUUUUAAUUACUUACUUUGUACAACCAAAAAAAAGGUUUAGGUGAAGACAGCAUAGACAGAGUUUCCUCAGCCAUGCGGCAAUUUGAUCCCAGGAUGUUACAGAAAGAAUGGGAAAGAAAGAUGGCAUUAAAAGGGAGUGGAAAAAAGGGGAGAAAAUCAAAGGCGACAGGAAAGGAAAAAAGGAAGAGAGGGAACAGUGUGGAGUGUCUCUUGGAAAAGUCAAGCGAGAACAUUUCUCCUGCUUGCACUGC